Molecule: messenger RNA, 1019 nt
Organism: Lutzomyia longipalpis
Lineage: Eukaryota; Metazoa; Arthropoda; Insecta; Diptera; Psychodidae
Gene: Vps2
Product: charged multivesicular body protein 2a
Exons: 2
Coding region: 106-825 (239 amino acids)
Biological process (GO): protein transport; late endosome to vacuole transport; endosome transport via multivesicular body sorting pathway
Cellular component (GO): ESCRT III complex; multivesicular body
Source: RefSeq, a predicted model, not a curated record
CGCUUGUGCAUUGUUUACCACGGUUUUUACGACGAGCUCUGUGAGUCAUCGCCUGUGAUUUUAUUUUCCUUUUCCGUGGUAAUUUCCUGUGCAAAAUUCUCAACGAUGGAGUGGCUGUUUGGCAAGAAGAUGACGCCGGAGGAGAUGCUGCGUAAGAAUCAGCGUGCCUUAAAUAAAGCGAUGCGCGAUUUGGACAGGGAAAAGAUGAAGAUGGAGCAGCAGGAGAAGAAGGUGAUUGCGGACAUAAAGAAGCUGGCCAAGGAGGGUCAGAUGGAUGCUGUGAAGAUUAUGGCGAAGGAUCUCGUCCGAACACGACGCUACGUGAAGAAAUUCAUGCUGAUGAAGGCAAACAUUCAGGCGGUUUCACUGAAGAUUCAAACACUCAAAUCCCAGAACACCAUGGCUCAGGCGAUGAAGGGUGUGACGAGGGCUAUGCAGAAUAUGAAUAAGCAACUCAAUCUGCCGCAGAUUCAGAAGAUUCUCUAUGACUUUGAGCGACAAUCCGAGAUGAUGGACAUGAAGGAGGAGAUGAUAAAUGACGCAAUUGACGAUGCAAUGGAGGAUGAAGGGGAUGAGGAGGAAUCUGAUGCUGUUGUUUCCCAAGUUCUCGAUGAACUUGGUCUCCAGCUCAACGAUCAACUGUCCGGAUUACCUCAGGCUUCCGGAUCACUCUCUGUGAGCGGAAUCAAACAACCUCAGGCAGCUGCAGUUGGUGCUGCUGGUGGAACUGGUGGUGGUGGAGCUGCAGGUGGUGGUACCUCUUCGCCAGUAUCUGAUGCUGAUGCUGACUUACAAGCUCGUCUUGAUAAUCUGAGACGAGAGUAGAGAAAACUGCCCACGGAGUCGUCCAUCUCACAGCUGCUGCAACUUUAUGAUCCCUCAGGGAGGGAAGUUUAUUUUUGUAUCAAUGUUAUUUUCCAUAAAUAUUGUUAUUCCCCCCAUUUCCGUCGCGUCACCUAUGUACAUUAUGUUCCAAAUUAAGAUAUUCAAUGAGAAUAAAUUUAAUUUUCUUUCCAAAA